This is a messenger RNA of Lodderomyces jiufengensis, 1065 nucleotides long. RefSeq lists its product as uncharacterized. The record is from RefSeq and is a predicted model, not a curated record. The transcript has a single exon. The coding region runs from base 1 to 1065 and encodes 354 amino acids. Lineage: Eukaryota; Fungi; Ascomycota; Pichiomycetes; Serinales; Debaryomycetaceae.
AUGGUUUUAUUAAUUUUUAUUGGGAUCAUCACUUUUUAUCAUAAAGGUUCAGAUCUUGAUUCGCUUAAACUUCGUGAUGUUAGAGGUUUGAUACCAUAUUCUCCUAGAAAUUUGGAACUUAUGUCACCUUACCAUGUUAUAGAAAGAAGAAACUUCUGGGCUUGGUUUACUGCUGCUGCAAUUGGAGGAUUUUUGGUUGCUGCUGCAGGUAUGGCAGGUGCUUGGUGGGUAAAUGCUUGUGGAACUACUGCAGCGCUUGCAACACCUACAUGCUGGUAUGCUGCUGCUGGUAUAGCUGUAGUUGCAGGACUUGGAACUGCUUUAACUGCUGCUGCUGGUGCUAAUCUUGGUAAUGCUAAAAGAGAUGAUGAUACGUUAGAGUUGGAAAUUGCCAGACAUGGCUAUUUAGGCAAGUAUCAUAUUGAUGAACAUUAUAAUACCACUGCCCAUCAAAAAAUUUUGUCAAUUCUUUCAGAGAGCCAUGGUUUUAGCAAUGUUAGAACAUUUACCAUUGGUACAGAGGAUGUUGAUUUAAAUGAAAGAGACGGAGACGAAACUGAGAUUCUUCCAAACGUGAUUUCUUGGGAAUCAUCAUAUGGUAAUCAUUCAGCUGCUUACACAAAUAAAUUAAUUGAUGUAAUUGAAAUGGCCCAGCAAAUUCAAAAGUCCCAACCAAUACCAGCAGGUUUGGAUAAUAUCGAUCAUUUAAUGGGUAAUAAAACUAUGCAAAAGAGACAAAAUUAUUUUGAUGUUGAUUAUGUAACAUGGAAUUGGGAUAAUGGUAAUCAAGAUUUAGAGCGUACUUUGACACAAGAUAGAGGAAUGGAAGAAAUGUGGGAAUAUGAUCAAGAAGUUCCAGAUUAUUUUCAUAAUAAUGGUGGUUGGAAAUUCUGCGGUACAGCAACAGUCAACCCUAAUCCAGGUCAAAAUGAAGGAUACGAUCAAUUAGGACAAGAUAAUGCUUUGCACGGGGAGUUUUAUUUCAACACAUAUGGAGGUGUAGAUGGUUAUUGUAAUGACAAUAAAGAUGGUGCACAAUGUAGUGAUGGAGGUUGUGGAAAUUAA